Messenger RNA from Leptomonas pyrrhocoris, 508 nucleotides. Its product is annotated as calmodulin-like protein. The record is from RefSeq and is a predicted model, not a curated record. Gene Ontology annotation, cellular component: myosin II complex. The coding region runs from base 44 to 508 and encodes 154 amino acids. Lineage: Eukaryota; Euglenozoa; Kinetoplastea; Trypanosomatida; Trypanosomatidae. Gene Ontology annotation, molecular function: calcium ion binding. The transcript has a single exon.
AGUUUCACGCAUACAGUACACGCACCAAGCGCGACUCCGUCUCAUGACAGCGCUAGCGGAAGAACAACGGUCGCAGGCGGCCCUGCAGUUUCUCCUAUUAGACCAAGACUCCGACGGGUACAUCGCCAGCGAUCAACUCGGCGAGUAUCUCCGCACCGUCGGCCUCUACCCAACACCGUCGGACAUCGCAGGCUACCUCCCUAUCGUCGAUCCGCACGGCACGGGAAAAGUUGCCCAAGAGGAUGCGCUGCAGCUGGCGGAGCAGCUGUACCCGCAGCGCACCACGCCUGAAGAACUGCACGCCGCCUUGAAAGUGUUAGACGACGAUGCGGACGGCUACAUGACGACGGCGCAGUUGCGGCUAUUUCUGGUAAGCCUUGGCACGCGCCUGACGACCGAGGAGGCGGACGAAAUUAUUCAUGACGUAGAGAAGGAUGCCGAUGGGAUGAUCAACUUGGAGGACCUCGCGCAGAUGCUGAUGCCGCGAAACGCUGAGCGAAGCAUUUGA